Molecule: messenger RNA, 1137 nt
Organism: Eurytemora carolleeae
Lineage: Eukaryota; Metazoa; Arthropoda; Copepoda; Calanoida; Temoridae
Exons: 3
Coding region: 1-1137 (378 amino acids)
Source: RefSeq, a predicted model, not a curated record
AUGGAUGACAAUGGAAGGAGCAGUUUUGGAGCCUUUACUCCGACCAAAAGAGGAACUCUAGCGGAAAUGCUGAGAUUAAGACGGAAACGUGGUGGGUUUGGUGGUGGAGGAAUGAAGAGGGUUGAAGUUGGAUCUACUUUGUCAAAUUUAGGAUCUAGAGUAGAUUCUAUCCCAUUUCCGAACAGCUUUCCUUUAAACUACUCUCUAUCUUAUCAACACGAGCAGUUAUCAACUGGAUGUAAUGCAGAAAAAAGAUCUCGUCGCUUUCAGCCAAGAAAUUUUCCUAAUAGCAAUGAGGAAAUUUUCCCUACGAACUGUUUCAAUUCCGAACCUAUUCUGGGAAUAGAUAGACCUGAACAAACUUAUCAGUUUGCUUCUCAAGGUAACUUUUAUAGUACAGGAGGUAUGAAUUGGGGCCUCGCGUCUCUAAGUCAACCCGAGGAUGAUUCUUGUGAUGAAUUUUAUUCAUCUCAAAUCUCUCAGAGCUUAUUAUGUGAAGAAAGUUUACCCCCGAGAUUUUCUGAUGAUGAAGUAAUAUCAGAGAGAGAAGAACGAAGGUUUUCUUCACAAGAAUGUUCCAAGACAUCUAUCAUGGAUAACGGAGCAGACCAAGGAUACUUCAGUCAGAGCAGUCAAUCUCAGAGCCAAGAGAAGGAGGAAAUAGAAAGUCAGGAGAAUAAUUCAUAUAUUCAGGAGGAAUGCAUAGAUUUUCAGAAGAAUUGCAUUCAGAAACAAGGUUUGCAUGAUUCACACUGUAACAAUCUAGAUACCAAAGAACCAGGAACGAAAAAUCACAAAAUAAAAAUAACUUCAGAUGAUCAGACAGUUUAUCUGAAACAGAAUGGGUUAAAUGAUGGUGAGAGAAACGAUACUAAACUGGGGUCGAGAGCUCAAGGUUCCAGCAUAAAUAUUAAAGAAAAGAAGUCAACGAACUGUCCGAAUCCUGGUGUAAUUGAUGGUAAAGACGGGACGGAUGUUUUGAUUGUUGUGGAGAAGAUUCGAAGGAAGGUUCGAGGGCUGCCAGACGUGUUCUCUACACUAUGCCAUGAAAAACUGGAAAAGUUCCAGGGGAAAAUUAGAAUAAAGAUAAAUUUGGCAAUUAGUAUUGGUGGAGACCUUGUUGUCCGAGAUCUGUGA